AUGGCCUCGUUUGCUUUGAAAGGUUGGAAUUUGCAAAUGCCACCGAGCAGCGUCCAGCAAAGACCAUGGCACUAUCGGAUUCCGAAGAAAUCCCGGAACGGCUGCCAACAGUGCAAGCGGAGGAAAGUGAAGUGUGACGAACAAGGCCCCCGUUGCCGCAACUGCCGCCAUCGCAAGACGCAGUGCAGUUUUGAAUCCCAGUGCGCGCCCAAGUCACACUCCGCUCCAUCGCCUGCUCCUGAAACACACGCUUCAACCAGCAUUGUACAGGGUUUGGGGCAGCAGCCCGUGCGAUCUUUGGAUGAUCAGGUUCCGGUUGACUUACGCCUUCUAUACCCUAGCAAUCCGGAUCCUGUAGAAGACCUUGAAUUGAUGUACCACUACACCACAGUCACAUUCCUCUCGUUCAUCGACUACGACAUAUACAAGCCUGUCUGGGAGGUUGACAUUCCUCGGGAAGCCCGGUCUCAGCAAUUCCUGAUGCAUCUUAUCCUUGCCGUAUCGGCUCUGCAUAUCAACCACCUAUGGACCUCCAAAAAUCUUCCCGCACUUUCUUACAAGGAGGCUGCACAAAGGCACUAUAACGCUGCAGUGACAAUAUUCCGAUCCACCGUUCCUACGAUGACGAAAUCGAAUACCAGUGCCGUGUUCGCCUUCUCGAAUUUGAGCAUAUUCUUCGCCUUUGGGUCGGCCCAAUUUUCCAGUCGACGCAAGAGGCUUGAAAAUCCGGUCGAUGAGCUUUUGGAUAUUUUCAUUCUCCUUAGAAAGGCCAUGGCAACCAUACGCCGAUCAUGGCAUAUACUCGAGAAAAGCCCACUCGGAAUCCUGUUACAACGCGGACCGCAAAUUACGGAUCGCCGGUAUCUUCCCGUAGAAACUUCCAUGGCCCUUGAGCUUAUGGAGCAACACUGUCUACAUGUUCUAGCUUUGAAUUCUACCGAAUCUACCUUAAACCCAGUCUAUCAAAAAGCCAUCGAUCAGCUGUGGGACUCAUUUGUCAUGGCCCAGACCAAACGCAAGGAUUGGUCGAUGGCACUGAGAUUCCCCAUGAUAUUUUCAGACCCUUUCUUAUCGUACUUGAGAUGCAGAGAUUCGGUCUCCUUAAUCAUAUUAGCUCACUUCUGUGUGAUUCUCUACAAUGCGCCUGCUCGUUGGUGGGCGGAAGGGUGGAGCGUUCAAGUUAUCAACGCAAUAUUCGAGAAUCUGCCCCAGAACUGGAGAUACACAAUAUCGUGGCCGAUGGAAGUGGUUGGGCUAGCCCCCACCCCUUCCAGAUUUCGAAUCUGCUGA
Coccidioides posadasii C735 delta SOWgp is the source of this 1290-nucleotide messenger RNA. RefSeq lists its product as uncharacterized. Gene Ontology annotation, molecular function: DNA-binding transcription activator activity, RNA polymerase II-specific; zinc ion binding. NCBI's taxonomy places the organism in Eukaryota, Fungi, Ascomycota, Eurotiomycetes, Onygenales, Onygenaceae. The record is from RefSeq and is a predicted model, not a curated record. Gene Ontology annotation, biological process: regulation of transcription by RNA polymerase II.